Calliphora vicina (urban bluebottle blowfly) is the source of this 4209-nucleotide messenger RNA. RefSeq names its product polynucleotide 5'-hydroxyl-kinase NOL9. Lineage: Eukaryota; Metazoa; Arthropoda; Insecta; Diptera; Calliphoridae. Gene Ontology annotation, molecular function: polynucleotide 5'-hydroxyl-kinase activity. The transcript is spliced from 4 exons. Gene Ontology annotation, biological process: cleavage in ITS2 between 5.8S rRNA and LSU-rRNA of tricistronic rRNA transcript (SSU-rRNA, 5.8S rRNA, LSU-rRNA). Gene Ontology annotation, cellular component: nucleus. The record is from RefSeq and is a predicted model, not a curated record. Bases 22 to 4107 code for a protein of 1361 amino acids.
UGCGUGUAUAUUCCUUAAAGGAUGAGUAAAAUGCAAGUAAAUACUUCUCCCCAAGAAAAAGAGAAACUGAGAAAAAGGUUGCAAAAACUUUUUCAAAAUCAAGAAAAUUCAGAAGAGCCUGCAGCCGGUAAGUCUAGCAAAAAGAAACGCCAGCGCAAAAAUAAACAGAGUAAUAAUCAACAAAUUGAAGGACAAAUGGAGCAACAAGUUACAGCUAAUAAAUUAAAACAUAAUAAAACAAAUCCUAAGAAUGUAAAAAAACAACAACAAUCUCAAAAGAAAAGUCCAGCCAUCUCAGACGAGACUUCAAAACAAAAUGGAUUUGUAAAAGCAACUAACCCAGCAACUGGGAAACAAAAUUUAAAUAACUCAGCAAAACAACAAGGUUCUGUGCAGAAGAAAGUUAAAACAAAAGAAGCUAAGUUUCAACAGAAAACAGCUGCCUUAGACAAAAAGACAGCAUGUGAAAGUCCUCAGACAAAAGCCUCCCCCUCGAAGCAGCAAACUAAGUCUCCUAAUGCAAAAACUAUUAGUCCAAAAACGAUUAAUAAAAUUAAAAAGGAAGUGACUGAAAUUUUUCAGAAGAAGAAUAAUAAAAAAUCUUCUGCCGAGAUUAAAAACAAAUCUCAGCCAAAAUCUCAAAAUGCCAGUGUAAAACAACAACAAAGCGAAAAUGUUCCAAAAUCUGGCCAAACUUCAACAUUCAAGCAAAAUAAUUGCACCACAAAUGCUCAGACAAAAGUUAAUAGCAAUCAAAACAAAAAGGCAAAAAAACGAGCUGCCUCUGAAAACAAAUCGCUACAGGAAACUCCAACAACAUCAAAGAAAAAACCCAAAUUAUCUAAAAAAUCUAAUAAAGAAAAAGCCACAACAUCCAAUAAGAAAAUUAAAACCAAAGCUAAGUUAUCUAACUCAUCAUCCUCCCAACUAGAGGAGGAUGAAUUUGCUGGCAUAACAGGCUGCGUACCUGGUGGUGACUUUGAUUCAGACUCUGAAGAGGAUGAUAUGGAACAUAACUAUUGGAUGCAAGAGGAAAAUUAUAGCAGUGAUGAUGAUGAAGAUAAUGCUAGUGAUAGUGAGGUUCAAAAAUUUAAGAAAAAUUCCGAAACAGGACUUGAACAAUAUAAUCACAAUGAAGCAUCUGGCAGCGAAGAGGAAUAUUUCGAUAGUGAGGAUGAAGAUGACGAGUUUGAUGAAUAUUUUGAUGGUGAUGAUUCAGAUGAGGAAGAGGAGGAGGACGAAGAUGAAACAUAUUCUGACUUUGAUGAAAAUGAUUAUGAGGAGGACGAGGAUAGUUACAAUUAUUCCAUGGACAGUGAUGAUGAUGAUGAUUAUUCUUCAAAUUAUAACAACAUGUCAUAUGAUUUCAAUGAAGAUGAGAAUGAUGAUGAAUACAAGUUGCCUAAAAAUAUUCCUGAGGAUUUAAUUAUCCAUAGAGGAACUGCUACCAAACGCGACUUAAAACCCGAUGAUAAUAUAUCCUUUGACAGUGAUAACGAACAGACUCAAAUAGUUGAACUAGAGGUACAGAAUAAUGUUAAAGUGGUACACCAGCCGAAAGCGUAUGAAAGAGAAGAAUUGUUAAAAUUGAAGUACGAAGAGAAAACAUUCCACAAAAAGAAGCCAAUGCCAGCAACAGGAUCAUCAAGUGAAACUGAGGAUUGUCCAAAACUAGUGCCAAUAGUCGAUGAAGAUGGCUUUCAAUUGUACAAUCCAAAUGAAGAAAGCGAGGAGGAAGAACAGGAAGAAAUGGAGGAAGAAGAGGAAGAAUAUGAAGAUGAUGAAGAACAAUCAGAUGAGAAUGAAUCAAUGGAAGAGUAUGAAAAUGAUGAUAUGGAUGAUGUAAGUUUGGGCAGUGAAUAUAUGGAAUUAAAUUCGGACGAUGCUGAUUCUUUGCUAUCAGAAGAUAUCAAUGAAAAGUACUUAAAUAGAGGUCAUGAUGAUAGUGAGAGUGAUUAUAGCAUUGAUGAGGAUAUGUGGAAUAAAAAACACAAAGUUGAUGUUAUUGAUGCUACCGGCUAUAAGUGUGAGAAAAAGACACCUGACUCUAACAAAGAUCACUCUGAUAUAAGUUUAAAUGACGAUAUCAAACAGAUACCUUCACUCAAACUUUAUGAAAAUGUUGAUUUAAAGACUGGAAGUAGUAUUUUAAGUACUACCAUUAUAGAUAAAAAGCCAUUUAAAUCAAUAGAUAAUAUUGAAAAGGAAUUAAGCGUCAAGCCUAAAGAAAUACAAGAAACACAAAAUAAUACAACACAAACGGAAACCUGGCCAGAAGAACCAACAAAAGUAACUGAAAUAUUGCAUCAAGAUGAGAGUAUGGAAGAAUCUGUAGACAACCAAGAUGAGAGUUUGGAAGAAUCUUUAGAUAAUCAAGAUGAGGCUAUGGAAGAAUCUAUAGAAAAACCUGUACAAACAGCUAAAAUUGUAAAGUCUACUACUGCACAAAGUCUUGUAGACUACAAUACAAAAUUCUUUAAUGCUUUCGAUUCUAAUUUGGUGGCGGUUCUACUUAAAGAUCCCUUUUAUAUAUACGGUACUGUACGUUUAACUCUACUUGCUGGCAAAGUAGAAGUGUAUGGUCAUGCUCUUAAAUUAAACACAGAAGUUGAGAUCUUCUCUCCCCGAGGCUGCAGUGUAAUAGAAAUUUCCCCCUCCAGUGUUAACAACAAAAUGUCCAAACAAGACUUAAACACAACCCUAAAAUCCUUUGAGAAACAUUUUGCUUUGGCCGAUUUGAAAACAAUUUCCGAUCUGUAUAAUUCUGAAACAGAUGCUGUAGUUUUGCUAAAACGUAAUGAGGCCAGGAAAAAAGUUGUACAACAAUUUAAGAAAUUCAUGAAUGAAAAUGUUUUUCCCAACAUUAAUAACAUCAAUGUGGAUCGUCCUCUAUAUAACACGGAAUAUUUACUGCGUUGUAUGAUUAAUACUUCUGCACAAGAACAAAAAUGUUUACGUUUGCCCCAACAGUGGCAACAGAUAAAUAUAACACCUAAAUCCAGAGUCAUGUUGACGGGUGGUAAAAGUGUGGGAAAAUCUACUCUUCUAAGGUAUUUGAUUAAUCGUCAUUUGCCACAACAAGUUUUAUUAAUCGAUUUGGAUAUUGGCCAACCAGAAGUGUUUGUGCCUCAAACCGUAUCCUGCACAAUAGUUAAACAGCCGUUGUUGGGUCCCGGUUUCAUGCUUAAUCUGCAACCAGAAAUAUCCUAUGCUGUGGGGCAUACUAACAUAGCUUUGUGUGCCCAUAAGUACAUAGCCGCUGUUCGCAGUUUGAUUGCUCACUGCAAGGCCCAGGAAGAAUAUAAAGACAUGCCCUGGCUCAUAAAUACCAUGGGGUACAAUAAAGGAUUUGGUUUAGAGCUCAUCUCUGUCAUAGCUCAAGAAUUGCCCUUAACCGAUGUUAUACAAUUACAAAGUAGGAAGGAGAUUAAAAAUUUUGACUGCAUUUUACAUGCCCAUGUUUUAAGCAACGUGCCACGCAUUAUGUUUUCGCUGGAAAGCAGUGCUGACGAAAUCGUGAAUGUUAAACUAAAUUAUCGUUUACAUGUUUGGCAAUCGGCUGUAGAACAAGAGUCGCGUUAUCAAAAGGAAUGGGAAAUGAGUGCCAAAGAUUUGCGUUUUGCCAUGCUACUGGCUCGCUUAAGUGAAGCUCUACAAGGACACGCUGAAUGGUUAACAGACAUUAAGCCUCUCAGCGCUUCAUUAAACAAUUUAAAAAUUGUCAAUCUUAUGGUUAAUGCCGCUGAGGCCUCUACGGAACAGCUGGCUAAAUCCGUAGAAGCUAAUCUAGUCUAUUUGUGUCAUCAUCAGGAAGACAAUAAUCCUUUAAAAUGCCUAGGCAUUGGUGUUGUAAGAGCCGUCGACUUGCAUGUCCAGCAAUUGUAUCUUAUACCCGCUAUACCUUAUACUCAAUUGAAGGAGAUCAACUGUGUGGCUAUAGGAGAAAUGCCUUUACCCUCAUCACUAUUUACCAAUCAAGGUUCCACAGUCAAAAAUACUGCUCCAUUUGUUUACAACACAAUUGCAGCCAAUGCUUCUAAAGCCAUUAAGCAAAUCUAUCAUCGUCCACGUAAAUUUCUGACGGGCAAACACAAAUCCUUAAAUUAAGUUCCUUUUUUUAAACAAUUUAGUUAUUUCUUUUUUUGUUUUCUUUUUGUAAGAAAUAAAUUUAUUAUUAAUUUAUUAAAGAAAAGUCAGUCGUACACUUGC